UCACUCUGAGAACAACUAAUACUCCCUAACUUGGCGGUCUGCUGGUGCAGCUCAUUACCAGGACUGGAGCAUCAUGAUUGUUCUCGUGGACCUGGUGCUGAUGCUCAUCGACCUGACCCUCUCCAUCCUCAGUGCCGUCAUCCAGACUUUCCUCCGGCCGAGGCUGAAGUGCGUAGACGGGGAGCUGUGUCUGAUCACAGGGGCCGGGGGCGCGCUGGGUCGCCUGUUCGCCCUGGAGUUCGCCAAAGAGGGAGCGCACCUGGUGCUGUGGGACUGCAACACGGCUGCCAACGAGCAGACCGCCAAGCUGGCCCGGGAGCUGGGGGUGCAGGUGCACACGUACACGGUGGAUCUGUCCAAGAGGCAGAGCAUCUAUGAGGCGGCGGACAGGGUGAGAGCAGAGGUCGGGGAAGUCGCCAUACUGGUGAACAACGCGGGCGUGGUGGCCGGGCGGAGGCUGUUGGACUGUCCUGACGAGCUUUUGGAGAGGACUCUGCUGGUCAACUGCCACGCGCUGUUUUGGAUGACAAAGGCCUUUCUGCCUCAGAUGAAGUCAAAGAACCAUGGUCACAUUGUAACUGUUGCCAGUGCUCUUGGACUCUUCAGCACUGCCUGUGUAGAGGAUUACUGUGCCAGUAAAUUUGGAGCCGUCGGCUUCCACGAGUCGCUGACGCACGAGUUACGAGCAGAGGACAUGGACGGCAUCAAAACUACAUUAGUCUGCCCUUAUAUUGUUGACACAGGGAUGUUUGCGGGCUGUGAAAUCAGGAAGGAGCUUCGCAGUCUAAUUCCACCCCUGGAGCCCCUCUACACCGUACAGCAGUCAAUGAAAGCCAUUUUAGCCGAACAGCAAAUGAUCUGCAUUCCUCGUCUCAUGUACAUCCCCUUUCUAGCACGAGCAUUGCUCCCCUGGGAGGCAAAUGUGGCGACGUAUCGUUUCAUGGGAGGUGAUAAAUGCAUGUUACCCUUCAUCAAGAAUGUUGAACUGAAGACCUCCAACGGACAUAUCAAAUCCUCCUAACACCUCUCUGUCAGUCUGUCUAAUAACCUUGUUAAAUUAUGGACCAAUGCAGACACCAAAG
Messenger RNA from Epinephelus fuscoguttatus (brown-marbled grouper), 1082 nucleotides. RefSeq names its product retinol dehydrogenase 10-B-like. The record is from RefSeq and is a predicted model, not a curated record. The coding region runs from base 74 to 1021 and encodes 315 amino acids. Gene Ontology annotation, molecular function: oxidoreductase activity, acting on the CH-OH group of donors, NAD or NADP as acceptor. Gene Ontology annotation, cellular component: lipid droplet. Lineage: Eukaryota; Metazoa; Chordata; Actinopteri; Perciformes; Serranidae. The transcript has 5 exons.